AUGGAAUCGCACCCCCAGUUGACAGCUACGCAAAGUCUUGGCGACCAGGUCAAAACUCAGGAACAACGACCAAGGGGGUCCGGUAUCCAGCCUAGGCACCUUACUCUACAUAACGCCCUUGUCCUGUCUGCUGCACCUUCAAAAAACCUCAUCUCACCUCACCACCGCCAACACCUCCCCUCAUCCUCACCACUAAACAUACAAACACGCCCAAACACCUCCACAAUGUCACAACAAUACCCGCGCUCUCCCUACCCUCACGCUUCGCCCCGCCAUUCUCCCGCCAACCGCAACCCUAGACGCUGGAACGCCCGCGCCCCAACAAUAGACCUCACCGCUUCGCCGCCGAGCCACUCCGACGAGCAGCCAGCCGCGAAGCGCCGGCGUGUCAUCGAGAGUGUGGAUUUGACAGAGCUGGAGGCGGAUGAGGACGUACUUCGUCGUCAGCAGAGGGAGGACCUAUUGAAGACUCAAGAGGCAGCGAGGGAGAGCGAGAAGAGGAAGGUGGCGGGAUUCACGUGCGUCAUCUGUAUGGAGGACGAGCCCACAGAUUUGGCAGUGACGCCUUGUGGCCAUAUGUUCUGCCACAAAUGCCUUCACGGCGCAAUCAAGGCCUCGGCUAUGCCGCCGGUUAAGUCAGCUGGGAGGUGCCCAGUAUGCAGAGGCAAAGUCAGCCUCAAGGACGUGAUACCGAUGGAAUUCAAGAUUCUGUCGAAAAGAGAAGGGAAGCAAAAGGCUGCUGUAUAG
Messenger RNA from Morchella importuna, 747 nucleotides. RefSeq lists its product as uncharacterized. The record is from RefSeq and is a predicted model, not a curated record. Bases 1 to 747 code for a protein of 248 amino acids. Lineage: Eukaryota; Fungi; Ascomycota; Pezizomycetes; Pezizales; Morchellaceae. The transcript has 2 exons.